GUUGUCUUCAUCGACGACCACGAUCGCGAUGGCCAAGUCGACGGGGUGGGAUCCCGUACUCAUCAUCUCGCAGAUCAUAGCUCUCCAGACAUUGCACUACGUGACCCUCUCAUUCCUCAUCCCUCCAUUGCUCAUCAUGCUCGCUGAGCCUGGAUCAUUGGAGUACGAAGGCGGGGCGGCAAAUGUUGGGAUGAUCAUGGAUUGGCGAGAGAUGGCCGGACGACCAACGACGCGCGUGUCGCCAGGCGAUGGGCCUUGGAAGUCUUUCAACUCAGUAUGGAGUGGAGGGAGACAAGUUGGAACGGGAUCGGCUCAGCAGAGUCACUUCAGAGGCGUGGAUCCAGUACGAUGCUGGAUCAUCGCCGUGUGUUGGAUGGCAGCUUCGGCGGCAGACAUAUACUAUCUAUAUGCUCUCAUCCGACGACCGCGAUUGAUCCUCGACUUCUCACUCACUCUCCUGUUCUUUCAUCUGGUGCUCACGACGUACUACUCUGCGUCGAUCCCAACGUCCAUUUUCUUCUGGGCCGUCAUGUGCAUCAGUACCGCAGGCACUGUCGUUGUAGCAGAGCAAUUAUGUGUCAAGAGAGAAAUGAACGAAGGUCUUGUGGUUACUGCGGCCCAGGAUGUGGAGGAUAGCGUGGAGAUGGGUAGUCUUCUCCGGGAAGACUGAUGUGUUCAUCCGCUUCCUCUUUUUCCACGCUCAUGAUGUAUAUUGCCUCUAAUUAUCUGGAUACGCCUAGACCAUUUUAGGAUCAGCGAACUAAAACCUUAUCAACCUUUUGUUUGAUAGGAGGCAGCGGCUGGGACUGGAGUGCAAAAGCGGGUGCUUCUCGCAAACUCCGGUCUCAGUACACGGUGAGUGAUGCAUUCUCCUGUUCUUCGCCAGACUCGUCUUGCGCCGCGCAUCGGAU
This is a messenger RNA of Dichomitus squalens LYAD-421 SS1, 911 nucleotides long. RefSeq lists its product as uncharacterized. The transcript is spliced from 5 exons. Bases 29 to 670 code for a protein of 213 amino acids. Lineage: Eukaryota; Fungi; Basidiomycota; Agaricomycetes; Polyporales; Polyporaceae. Gene Ontology annotation, biological process: protein localization to Golgi apparatus; Golgi to endosome transport; Golgi to plasma membrane protein transport. Gene Ontology annotation, cellular component: trans-Golgi network; Golgi membrane. The record is from RefSeq and is a predicted model, not a curated record.